UGAUCAAAGCAAUAUAAAAGCGACAAGGAUCAACAAGCAUCCACGGAGUCGUAGAAAACAUGUGGUAACGAAGGAAUCAAGUGAAAAUGAAGAUAGAUUGGCUGUCUUUAACGGUGGUGGUAAUAUGCAUAGCGACCGCUCAUUCAUUGCCCUUUCCUAAUUGGUUGGACGAAAUCCAGGAUCUCAGCAACAUGAAACGUUUGCUAGAGCUGCAAGACGAAGAUGGCGGCAGCGGCACACCACCCCGCCUGAGAUGCUUCAUUUGCGUAGAAGAUUGCGCCAAUGCAGAGGAACUGGUAACUUGCGAGUCAGGUUUCAACUGUUCUACCGUGACGACACUUAGAAAUGAAAAUGAAAUUAUGACUGAAGUUAAAAUCAAAGUGUGUUUACCGCCAAUUCUUUGCUCGUCGGAGUUCGUAUGUAGCAAUCUUAAUGAAACCGGUGAUGUUGAGUCAUGUAACGUGGAUUGUUGCCAUACUGAUGAAUGCAAUGCUGAACCGACUUCUCCACCAACUACUGCACCGUCUACUGCUCCACCAAGUACUCCCACUACUACACCUGCUCCCCGAACCUAUACAUUGAGAGGAAAUAACCGGAUAUUUAGAUCGCCUGGUUUCAAUGCAGGGAGCUAUCCACCCAAUUCAGACAUCACGUGGAUCAUACCUGGGAGGAACGUGAGAGGACUGUUGCUGGAGUUUUUAACAAUAGACACUGAAAGGGGAAGAGAUAUCAUCACGAUUAGGCGGGGAAACACUGUGGUCGGCACUUUAAGUGGUGUAUUCCGAUCCAGAGGAAAAAGGUCUCUGUCGUUUCCCUUGUAUCGAGAAGAUAGUCCUUGUGAUGAUGAUGAUGAUGAUGAUGAUGAAGUUGCUGACGAUGUUGAUUACUUUGGCUAUGAUACUCCUUAUGAUCGUUUGACAGCCGGAUAUGACCGUUAUCGACGGCAAAGCCGGGGGAGACCACCACGAGCUCCAUGUGUUUAUGUCCGAGCUCGAGGACAGCAGAUAUCAAUCAACUUUUCAUCUGAUGGUAACGAUACUGGUCAGAGAGGGUUCUCAGCCAGGUUCAAGGUGUUUAGAGGUGGCCGCGAUGACAAAUGAUUCCUCUACCAUUUCUAAAGAUGUCAAAGAAAAGAAACGUUUUGCGUUUUGAUUGAAACAAGUUAUCGGCGUUUAAGGGAAUGCGCUUCAUCUAAAUAAAAGUAAUGAUGCCAUAACGUCAAUCCAUAGUUCUGAAAAACUCCAUGUAUACACUAAUCAUCAUAUCAAAAUGUUUUUUUUUUUCUGAAACUCAGGUUGACAAGUAUCUUGUCGAAUAUUUUGAACAAACUUUCUUGCUGUCUCGCACUUCGCGUGGUUGGGGCAAAGUUUGGUAAGAUUUCAGGACUAGGGUGGGGCGGUCUUUAGGUUAAAUUUCAAUGUUGCUUUGAUCCAGAAAAGUGAUGUUACACGAGCCGAAUUUUAACGCCGAAUUUCAAUAUCGAUUAUUACUCCAUGUUACACGAGACAACUUUUGACGCAAGUUUGAUGCCCAACGGUCGGCAACUGUCGGCAACGGUAUGUUACACGUGACGAUUUUAAACGUAACAUACAAACUUCGGGCAAUAAUGUUGCAAGUUUUUGCAUCGCUUUCAAAAACGUGCAACAUACUGCCGCAACGAAAUGUUGCGUCAAGUCGCCCUGUGCGCAACAUUGUUGAGUUAAAAGUCGGUUCGUGUAACGUUACCUAAAGGGACAAGUGCGGUGUUGCCCUGACGAGGUGACGAGGAAACGAGUCUAAAAAACAAAAAUUUGUGGAGGAAGAGGUGUUGUUGCUCAUCGUGGUAGAUGCAAUAAUAAAAGUUUAUUAUCGUUUAUCGUA
Orbicella faveolata is the source of this 1860-nucleotide messenger RNA. RefSeq lists its product as uncharacterized. The record is from RefSeq and is a predicted model, not a curated record. Lineage: Eukaryota; Metazoa; Cnidaria; Anthozoa; Scleractinia; Merulinidae. Gene Ontology annotation, cellular component: membrane. Gene Ontology annotation, molecular function: transmembrane receptor protein serine/threonine kinase activity.